Molecule: messenger RNA, 831 nt
Organism: Capsicum annuum
Lineage: Eukaryota; Viridiplantae; Streptophyta; Magnoliopsida; Solanales; Solanaceae
Product: probable ubiquitin-conjugating enzyme E2 18
Exons: 6
Coding region: 25-615 (196 amino acids)
Source: RefSeq, a predicted model, not a curated record
CUAGUAUAAGUAAGUAAAAAACAAAUGAUAAUAAGAGAAAAAAACAAAAAGGGAAGCGGGGCCGGACCAUUAAUACUUGAAGCCUUGCCCAUUGAUUCUUCUCUUCACUUGUUCAUCAUCGUCGUCGCCAUGACCAGCUCCUCCGCCUCUUCUCGCAAGACAUUAAGCAAGAUAGCAUGCAAUCGACUCCAGAAAGAGUUGGUGGAGUGGCAGGUCAAUCCUCCUGCUGGUUUCAAACAUAAAGUCACUGAUAAUCUUCAGAGGUGGAUAAUUGAAGUGAAUGGUGCUCCUGGAACGCUGUAUGCUGAUGAAACCUAUCAGCUUCAAGUUGAUUUCCCUGAACAUUAUCCUAUGGAAGCUCCUCAGGUGAUUUUUGUGCCGCCAGCUCCGUUACACCCUCAUAUCUAUAGCAAUGGGCACAUUUGCUUAGAUAUUCUCUAUGAUUCAUGGUCUCCUGCCAUGACAGUCAGUUCUAUAUGCAUCAGUAUUCUCUCCAUGCUGUCAAGUUCAACUGUGAAGCAACGCCCUGAAGAUAAUGACCGCUAUGUGAAGAACUGCAGAAAUGGCAGAUCUCCCAAGGAGACCAGGUGGUGGUUCCAUGAUGAUAAGGUGUGAAGGGUGUCCAUCCGAUCCUUAAGGCAACAUUGUUGCUUUGGCUUAUUUAAAUCAAAUGCUAAUGGAAAAACAAUUCUACAUAUCAAUGGCCACUGCCAGCGCAUAAUGUGCAGCAAAUUGGCCUUUACUGUCCAAUAGUUGUAAAUGGAGAUGAUUUUCCUUUUGAGAUCCUUGUGCAACAUUAUGUACUCUUAUGAAAAAUACAUUACAGCCUAA